AUGACGAAAACAGAGGAUGAUGAAGAUGUUCUUUUUGCUACUGCGAAAAGGGCCAGACAUGUGUACGGAGAGGGUCCAAAGAAGACUAGCUCUUCAAAAGUCGCCAAUGAUGCAUUCACGUUGGACCGAUUUCUAAAGGUCAGACCGAGUCCAGCGAAGACCAAAAAUAGUCUUAAUGCAGAGUUAGGCUUUGAUAUAGAUACGGCAUUUAAGAAAAGUACAAAGCCUCACUACGUGAAAGAGUUAGGUAACAUAGUUAUAGCGCAGCAGAAGAUUGAGAGGGCCAUGAAGAAGCAGGAGAAAGAGACAGAGAACGAACAGCAGAAGGAGCAGGAGUUGGAUGUACUUCUUAAGGAUCAAUUGGCUGACGGUUUCGUGGGAAGCUCGUCCAAUAUAUUGUUUCUGAAGAGACUCAAAGAGCUAUUGAGUGAUGAGAAUAAUAAAGAGGAACUCUAUGACUUUUAUUUCUUCAAGGAUAGGGGGAAAUGGGGUCAAGCCACUGCUCGGAGAAGCUACCAUCUUACCAGAAGUCAAGUGAUGAAUGGAUUACCGGAUGAAACUACCCACUGGAAAAAUGUAUUGGCCUGCCUGGCCGAGGAAACCAACGUGGAUGUUGUCAACAGCUAUGAUUUGAAAGGUAUUAAGAACAAACUCGAUCUUCCUACGUUUCAAAAGUUUAUGCUGGACAUCGGAUGUGAUGACGAGCUCAUAAAUGCUCCUAUUGGACUGAAUAUCGAUGAACUGAGACUUAAGUUGGACAACAAAGAACAACUACCAUCAAUGAUACUGCUUGCAUUGAAGGUCUACAAAGUGACUUCGGCAUUGGAUUGUAAAGAUGACGAGGUACUUAUGAAGCAUAUGGUUCGAUAUCUUUCCUACGCAUGUGUUGAUAUUCGAAUAAAUCAGCGUUGUGUAGGAGAAUCUGCUAUAAUUGAUGGAGAAAGAAGCACAGCACUUCAGUUGCUCUUGAAAGCGAUAAUGAAACUAGUGAAAAAGGAUAACAGCAAGUUAAUUGAACUGGUGGAGGAGAAUUUGGACAAGUUUCCUGCUCUUUGGUUCCGUUUUAUAGACAAUCUUCAGGCACCUACAAGUUGGAAACUCUCAAAAGUAUUCAAAAUGACUCUUUUCCAAAUGCAAUCAAUGCUGGAGUUUAUAUACAAGACCAAUUUCAAUGAUGUAGCCUUGAGAAAGGCCAAGGAAUUAUGGUCACCGUUACAAAUGAGCGAGUUGGCAAGCGACAAACGUCUGUGUCACAAGUUUGUGGAACUGGUUGGUACUUUCAAGAAUGCCUGCCUCAACGGAACUACACUUAAGGAGAACAGAUACGAUCCGGGUACAAAAGUGGAUACAGGGAACUACAUGACGAACAAAAAUGCAUAUGAAACAGCUAAAUUAAGAGUUGUAUGCUUGGAAAGACUCUCCCUCCUGUAUAUAAUACAUCUUGAAAAACAUCCGCAUAGACGGAAAGAUGCCAAGAAGAUUGCCAGGAUUCGACGGCAGGUCAUGGAAAUAAAGCGGUUCUAUUUCCACCAUUUUGAGGCUAUAGUAUGUCCUCCAGUGACGGAUAGUCAUGGCGUGCUAUCAUUUGUGGUGGGCAGGUUGGAUUGA
Messenger RNA from Brettanomyces nanus, 1608 nucleotides. RefSeq lists its product as uncharacterized. The record is from RefSeq and is a predicted model, not a curated record. Lineage: Eukaryota; Fungi; Ascomycota; Pichiomycetes; Pichiales; Pichiaceae. The transcript has 2 exons. Bases 1 to 1608 code for a protein of 535 amino acids.